This is a messenger RNA of Pecten maximus, 1697 nucleotides long. RefSeq names its product cytochrome P450 2B1-like. Bases 119 to 1609 code for a protein of 496 amino acids. The transcript has 4 exons. Gene Ontology annotation, molecular function: oxidoreductase activity, acting on paired donors, with incorporation or reduction of molecular oxygen, reduced flavin or flavoprotein as one donor, and incorporation of one atom of oxygen; iron ion binding; heme binding. Gene Ontology annotation, biological process: xenobiotic metabolic process. The record is from RefSeq and is a predicted model, not a curated record. Lineage: Eukaryota; Metazoa; Mollusca; Bivalvia; Pectinida; Pectinidae. Gene Ontology annotation, cellular component: cytoplasm; intracellular membrane-bounded organelle.
AUAUAGCAUAUAGACAGCUGGUAAACUUCGCGUAUCAGUUUUCUGUACGUACGUAGAGCCGGGUCCCAGACGCAGCAGUGGUAUACAGUAUCAGCAGUUUGUGGUUUAUGUAAACAAAAUGGAUUUUAGCUCGCUUUUUAGCCUUAACACUGUAACAGUGGCCAUUGUAUUGGUACUGAUAAUCCUAUCGAUCAAUCGGUCACUACAAUGGCCGGCCAAUCUCCCGCCAGGUCCAACCGGUUAUCCAGUCAUAGGAAGCAUUCUUUUGUUUCGAAAAGGAAACGUGCUGGAGUUAUUUCGAAAACUUCGAGCACAAUAUGGCGACGUAUUUAGUUUAACGCUGGGGAAAAACCUCACAGUGGUUAUCAGCGGAGAAGAGGCGUUAAAAGAGGCAUUCAUCCAACAAGCGGAGGACUUCUCGGAUAGGUCAGAAAAUUCACUUACUGGCCGAAUUUUAAAAAACAAAGGCAUUGGUUUCUCAUCUGGGAAGUACUGGAAACAAACAAGGACAUUUGCCUUGUCGACACUUCGGAACUUUGGAUUUGGAAGGAAAUCAUUAGAAUCCAGAGUACAAGAGGACAUCGCGGCAUAUCUAGAUAUGAUCGAACAACAGGACGGACAACCCUACGACAUGAAGGAACUGACAGUGAUGGCCAUAUCAAAUAUCAUAUGUAGCAUUACGUUUGGAAACAGAUUUGAUUACACUGAUGCGAAAUUCAAGCGUAUAACAUCUCUUUUUGCCGAAAACUUUCGACUACUUGCGCUUGGAGGUGCCGCACAAGCUUUUCCUUAUUUGAAGUACCUACCUGGGGAUAUGUUUAAUAUCAAGAAAUUAAUUCAAAAUACGAAAGAAAUCAGAGAUUUCGUUUUUGAACAAAUAACAGAACAUCGAAACACGUUGGAUGACCAGAAUCAGCGAGAUUUUAUCGAUGCGUUUCUCAGUCAGCAAUCUAUACAUGGCCAAGAAGAUACCAUAUUUGAAGAUUUGAACUUGGCUGUUUCUGUCAUCAAUUUGUUCGUUGCUGGGACUGACACAACAGCUACCAUGAUUCGCUGGGCGAUAGUUUACCUCAUUCAUAACAAACACAUCCAGGACAAACUCCGACAGGAGAUAGAGACUGUGGUUGGAUGCUCUAGGCUUCCGUCACUCGCCGACAAAUCUGACAUGCCUUACUAUGAAGCGUUUAUAACAGAAGUGUUCAGGAUGGGCAACAUAACUCCCCUCGCGGUGCCUCACGGGGCUUUAAAGGACAUCCACUUCCGGGGCAUGGUUAUCCCAAAGGGGACUUUGAUAAUGCCAAAUCUUGACUCCGUUAUGACAGAUCCGGACAUUUUUAAAAACCCUGAAAAAUUCGAACCCGAGAGAUUUCUAGGAAAAGACUGUCAGUUGAAUGGCAAAGAAAGGAAUGUCCUGGCUUUUUCUCUAGGACGGCGUGUAUGUCUCGGAGAAUCUCUGGCGAGGAUGGAACUAUUUCUGUUCAUGACAUCAUUAUUACAGAGGUUUGAGUUUCUCCCAGAGAGCCCAGAAACGCUUCCAUCAACUGACGGGAUUUUGGGAUUGGCGCUGGUGCCACAUGACUUCAAAUGUCGCGCUGUAAAACUUAAAUGAAAUAUAUACAAAAACAUCCGUCAUUAUUUAUGCUAUUGAAUGUGCAAAAUUCAAAUACUUCCUUUUCAUAAAAUAUUCUUUCAUUGAA